AUGAAUUGCAAGUAUCGAAUUGCAAACAACGAACAACUCCAGGAUCAGCAAAAUCGAAUGAAGAAGUCUAUGUCCAUAUCAUGUUCCGAUAUUCUAGCUGCAAAUGACUUUGUUUCUGUUUUUCACGACAUUCUACUGCAUAGUUCGCAAUGCGGUAACAACAAUUCAGGCUCAUCAUCCUGUCAUCCAGAAAAUUGUUGCUUAUGCAACCGAUCAUCAUCAAAUUUCCUUGAUCCAUUGUAUGCGAUCAUUUUACCGCCCACUUCUAGCACCACUGAUUUAAUGUAUCAAAACUUUGAGAAAGCCAAUUGUGGUACAGAUCUCGAUGAACAAAGCGUCUAUAUCGAGAGCAGUCGAAAUGAUGACGAUGAACAGAGUGGAGAAUUAAAAAUGCAAUCUAAUUGCCGACGAGUUGGUGAUGCAUUACGGAAGAAAUUACAAAUUUAUCUAAAAUUUUUAUCAACUCAUAAAGCUCUGAGAAAAUGUGAGAAUUGUUGCCAUUCGCUGAAAACUGCAUGCAAAUCAUUCCUGGAUUCUACUUGUAUCACUUUCACCAUCUGGCAUUUGUGA
Molecule: messenger RNA, 570 nt
Organism: Loa loa (African eye worm)
Lineage: Eukaryota; Metazoa; Nematoda; Chromadorea; Rhabditida; Onchocercidae
Exons: 1
Coding region: 1-570 (189 amino acids)
Source: RefSeq, a predicted model, not a curated record